AUGGCUGCCUUGGGGUUGUUCCUUGUCUGGAGCCUGCUCUUUCCUGCCUUACUCCUGGCAUUGCACCUCCCGACUCCAGAGAACUCUACCUGGCACUUGCCUCUGAAUUCUGUCCCCAAGUCCCCUCAGUUGGAAGUCCCUUCCAAAGACCCUCCUCGAAGGGCCCUGCCAGUCCUUCCCCGCUCUGAUGCCUCUGCCCAUGAGUUCUCUAGUGGAGACGGGGAAUUGAAGAAUGAGAACAGCCAAGGUGCCAGUCCGGUGGGCCACCCUAGAGCUACAAAAUCCAAGAGGAAGUUCAAGCUCCUUGCAAAGGGGGCGCCAGCUGGCUCUUCUAGUGGAAGUUUAGCUCCCCACUUGACUGAGGAGAGCCUCAUUCUGCCAACCGAAGGCUUUUUCACUGUUCAGGGAGAGGUUGAGGGUACCGGAGGUAUAAUUUGGGAACAAAGUCCAAAACAGAGGAAGAAAAAGCUGCCUCAUCCUUCUUCUAGCAUAUCAAAGAGAAACAUGUCCACCUCUGUGGCGGCCCCUCUUCCCACUUCACCCGUACUAGAGGCCUCAGAAUUACUUGUCUCCCAGGAGGGAUCCUUGCCCAAUCUCCACCAAGCAGGGUUCAAACACGGCCUCCCAGCAACUACCUUAAGCCCCAGGCCCACUGUGUCCACCAUUCCUUUGGCAACAUUCCCUGUUAACAGGUCUCUUGUCAAAUGGGAGGUAGUGGAAGAUGCCGAACCUGAGGUUGGUGCUUCAAGGGGAUGGUUGGAAAACAGUGUGCCGGAGCAGGAAAUGCUGGGCCGGAAUCUAACCACAGUAAAAUAUUUGGCUUCAUACAAGAGUAGACAGGUCUACAGUGGCCUCCUUGGCCAGGAAGAGCUUUCUACGUCUCCUCUCAGGCCUGUGGUUCAGGCAGCUGGAGAUGCUCAGGAUCUCCCUGGGCAAGACAGGGCCACACCGCCCGUGACUUCCCCCUCUCAGGAAGGCCUAGUUACCCCACUGAUGGGGAAGGGCCUUAGGCAAAGUCCAGCAAGCUCCAAUCUGCCUAUUUCAGACGACCACUUCCCUGUCCCUUUCACCCCUUCGCUGUCAGGGGUGACCACCCAAGAACCAAAUCCUCAUAUAAGAAGCACUCAUUGGAAUCUGAUCAUUGAUACCACCCAGAAGCCAGGACUUUGGAACACGGCGGGAAUGGAAACCACCAUCUUUCAAGGCAGCUUUGCUACCUCAGGGACCGGAGAAAUGCCUGAUGUUGCAGAGCCCCAACGAGUCAGGGGAGCUGUGAACCCCAAAGUCUCUCUCACAUAUUUUGGCUCCUCUACCCCUGGACAGAGCCCUUCAAAAUUGCAGGAAGAUGCAGGAAUCAAGCAUUCAGAUCCAGCUUGGAAGCAGCCAUCUGGACAAAAUAGCACUGUGGUCUCCGCUACAUCUGCUCGUGUUCCAGCUACCUCUCGCCGUGGGCUAAUCCAAGUCACCACGCAAAGAGUUGUGCAGCACCCUCAGUUGCCUAAGCCAGAUCCAAGCCUGCCUGCCAUGCCCCCUGCUUCCAGUCCACCUUGCCCCCGUCUUGGAAGCACCUGCCACCAGCUCUUGCCCAACAAGACCUUUCUGCGCUGGGGGGAACUUGAGCAGACGCUGAGUUUUGCCUGGGCACUGCAUGUCUACGGCGCUGGAGGGCUUUUUCUGCUGCUAAGCCUGUUGAGCUUGGCGUGUCUGGGGGUAUCCCUUUCGUUGCACAGGUCACAGCUCCCCUAUGUCCUGGCUGCCAGUGGUCUGCUCCUGGUGUUUGGGGUACUGCGAGCCACGUUCUUCCUGGCUGACCCCUACGGCUCUCUGGGCCGACUGCCUGCCCGUGCUAUGCGACUGCUCUACACCGCACCUUUCCCUCUGCUGCUGAGCACCUUCACGGUACUUCUGCUCCGCCUGGUUCAUCAGGCUCGGCUACAGGUCUUGCCCUCCAGAUGGCAGAGCUUGCCAUUUUGGGCUGCGUUGAGCUCCCUACACAGCCUUGUUCUCUUGGGGGCUGACUUGUUGUCCCCUGCAAUGCACUCAGCUGUGUCUGUGGGACUCCACACCCUUUCCUGUACUGCCGGUCUCUGCCUCCUGCCGGCCACUGUGUUUGUGUACUGGCUGCUGCGGCAUAACCAGGGGAUAGAGGGCACCCUGGAGCCAGGCAUAUGGCGGGAAGCCUGGGUGUUGUUGGCAAGCAGUGGGUUGGUACUGCCAUGCUGCGUCCUGCAGUUCUACGGGGUACUGUGGCUCUCGGGGGCAUUGGGACAGCCGGACGUUUUCACCUGGGGCUGGUGGUUUGUGCAGUUCUGGUUCCGGAUUGGCGAACUGGCACUCUCCUUUAUCCUGGUCUCGCUGGCUUGGCAGGCACUUUGCCGGCACCACGAUACCACCGAGCAUUCUUGCUGGGCCAAGCUCCUGAGCUACUUCUGUGCCUACCGCAAGGCUGAGGUGCCAGAGUACCCCAACAAUUGCUAUGAUUGGCCUGGCGGAGUCCUGGAGAAGAUACCCAGUCACAACCUCAAUAAUAACUUGAUCCGGAACUCCCCCGCCGGUGGGCUACUCUGGGGUCUCAAGGACAGCAAUGACCUGCGAGCAGGACCCGGCCAGGGCGCUAGCCCCUCUCCGAGGCGUGCAGGCUACAGCCCCAAGUGCCCCAAUGUGGCUGUGGCAGCAGCAAUGGGCCGCUCUUACACCAGCAUCUGUUUCGAGAGGGAGUCAGUCCUCUCGUUGGCUGACUUGGAGUUCCGCCCACCCUCGCCCAUCAACCUGAGCCGCAGCAUCGACGAAGCGCUCUUCCGCGAGCACUUGGUGCGCGAUUCGAUCUUCCUGCACUCUAGCCUGCGCUUCCCAGCGCGCCAGGACUCCUGCGCCUCGUUGCGUGGCGACUGCUCCACACUGUCCCAUGCAGCCCAGCCCCUGCUGGCCCAGCCCCGUCGGAGCAGCGACCCCGAUUGCCUUUACAGUUUAGCGCGGACCAGCUCAGUGGGAGAUCUGAUUGGCCGAGGCCUAGCUAGCGAGCCCGCCACGGACACAUCACUGGGCAGCUUCUCGCGCACCUCCUUCUCCCGGGCGUCCCUGAAAAUCAGCUGGAACCCCUGGCGCCAUGGGGUGUCCUCUCCCGAAAGCCUGCCCUCAGAGGAGCUGCCCAGCCAACAGCACCAGGCGCAGGCAGAGGAUCUCCCUCCGGCACCAUACAGCAGCGCUCCAAACUCCGAACAUGAGGCCCGCAAGAGCUUUCUGGCACUCAGCAAACAAGUGGAUUCCCGCAGCCUCUCAAGUGACACUAUUGAAUUGUAA
Pseudonaja textilis is the source of this 3300-nucleotide messenger RNA. It is a transcript of the gene PRRT3, whose product is annotated as proline rich transmembrane protein 3. The record is from RefSeq and is a predicted model, not a curated record. NCBI's taxonomy places the organism in Eukaryota, Metazoa, Chordata, Lepidosauria, Squamata, Elapidae.